Messenger RNA from Exophiala dermatitidis NIH/UT8656, 2304 nucleotides. Its product is annotated as protein kinase. Lineage: Eukaryota; Fungi; Ascomycota; Eurotiomycetes; Chaetothyriales; Herpotrichiellaceae. The transcript has 4 exons. The coding region runs from base 1 to 2304 and encodes 767 amino acids. Gene Ontology annotation, biological process: intracellular signal transduction; protein phosphorylation. Gene Ontology annotation, molecular function: ATP binding; protein serine/threonine kinase activity. The record is from RefSeq and is a predicted model, not a curated record.
AUGACCUCGAAACUAUCGGCCAUGUUUUUCCCUGGAGGUGACUCAAAGAAAGAAAAGGGCUCGAAUGAAGACCAGGGUGAUCUACCAGAGAACACAGAAAACACGCAAUCUUCACAACCCAACGUGCGGUUUGCUUCGCAAAACGAGGAAAUAGAUCCGGUCGAUGACACAAGGCGGAAGAUACCUCAGGCUGACGAGGCGGAAGAUCAAGAGCUCACCCCGGAAGCCCACGAGCAGAUCAGAAAUCUUGCAAUGUCACUCCAGAAGUCGAGGUUACAAGAAAACCGAAUGUCAAACUUUGCCUACGAAGCGGUGUCAAUGCCGCCCUCUCGAGUCCCUUCCAGAGAUAGUGAUUCGCCUCAAACUCCGCGUGGAUCAGUAGGCCACGGCCAUGGUUCGGUAUCCUCAACAUUUCAGUCUCCUCCAUUGACACCUCACGGUUCCAAAGACGGCCGAAAUGAUACAGGCCCGGCGCCCCGAGGCCAGCAAGCGUCAAAUGCCAUCACCCCUCAAACCUCUCCUCCUCCAGAUGCACACGGCCGAGCUUUAUCUCACUCAAUAUCUCCGACACAAGUGCCCGGAUCGAAGCCCCCUCCCUCCGAGCAACAACAAAUUGGAAAGCCCGAAGCAGGACACCACAAAGUGAUACCCAGGUUCGAGAUUGGGCCGUCGGAGUCAGCAAGUCCUACGGAUGAGAGUCCUGCUGGAACCCCGAAACUUCGCCCGUCGGAACCGUCACAGGAAGUGAGACCGCCGACCCCCAAGGUCGAACAGCCUCAACCAAGAGCUGGACCACCCGAGCACAGGCACUUUGGAAGUACAGGAAAGAAUUCAUUGGCACCCGCCAUCGCCGCCGCAGCCGAGAGGAUUCCCCGAGCGGGUAGUAGUAGCGAUCUUUUGGGUUCAGAGAAGCGGUCGAUCUUUGGAAGCAAGAAAGACCCCUACGGUUACCUUAGUGACGCUGGUAGUGAGAAGAGUGGAUUGGGCGAGAGGAAACAUGGUUCAAUGUCCGAACUGAAGCGUUUCUUUAGGCUGGGCGGCCAUGGUCACAAACACAAGCAUCAUCAUGGUACCAGCACUCCCAGAGACGAAUCUCCAGCUUCCUCAGUUCCACCUUCCCGAAAGUCGACGAAAUCUGGCACCAGGACGCCACCUCAUCAGGCACCUCCUGCGAAUGUUCCCUUUAUGGAUGAGCAUAGCCUCGAGGCCAAGUACGGUAAAUUCGGCAAAGUGCUGGGAUCGGGUGCGGGAGGCUCUGUCCGGCUGCUGAAACGCAGUAGUGACGGCGUUACCUUUGCAGUCAAGCAGUUCCGAGAAAGGCAUUCGUGGGAAAGCGAGAAGGAUUACAACAAGAAGGUCACGGCCGAAUUCUGUAUCGGUUCGACAUUGCACCAUGGCAACAUCAUUGAAACCAUGGACAUCAUCCACGAAAAUAACCGAUGGUACGAAGUGAUGGAGUAUGCCCCGUAUGACUUGUUCGCCAUUGUCAUGACCGGGAAAAUGACACGAGAAGAGAUUGCAUGUGCCUUUUUGCAGAUCGUCAACGGUGUGAGCUACCUACACAGUAUGGGUCUGGCACAUCGUGAUCUCAAGCUGGAUAACGUGGUGGUGAGCGAACACGGGAUCAUGAAAUUGAUCGACUUUGGCAGUGCAACAGUGUUCAGGUAUCCGUUUGAGAACGAGAUCGUCCUCGCUUCCGGUAUCGUCGGAUCCGAUCCUUACCUUGCCCCCGAGGUCUACGAGGAGAAAAAGUACGAUCCCACCGCCACGGACAUCUGGUCCCUUGCCAUCAUCUUCUGCUGCAUGUCGUUACGCAGGUUCCCGUGGAAGCAGCCACGGCUUGUCGACAAUUCGUAUCGACUUUUUGUUGCAACACCCACACCAGGCACGCCUGUCCCUGACUCCCGUCCUCGGAAAUCUGCCCGCCUGAUUACCCCUUCGGAGGACAGUCGUCGAAAUUCAUCAGAGACCCAGGAUGGCUCUUCCUCGCAUCACCAUCAGCAUCAUUCGGACAACACAGGGAGUGAGUCACGACCCUCGACUUCCGGCGGAGACAAGCAAGAAGUGAUCAAAGGUCCAUGGCGACUACUUCGCAUUCUCCCGCGUGAAAGUCGACAUAUCAUCGGCCGAAUGCUCAAGGUCGAUCCUGCCGAACGGGCCACCAUGGAUGAGGUUCUUGAGGAUGACUGGGUGCUGAGCUCCCAAGUUUGUUACCAGGAGGAAAAUGGCGUGGUUCACCGCGCGCAAAAUCACACGCAUAUUCUAGAGGCCGGGUCGGGGGGCCCUCCCCCAGCGAAGGUGUAA